Messenger RNA from Trichomonas vaginalis G3, 924 nucleotides. RefSeq names its product autophagy protein 6/Beclin 1 domain-containing protein. The transcript has a single exon. Gene Ontology annotation, biological process: autophagosome assembly; late endosome to vacuole transport; autophagy. Gene Ontology annotation, cellular component: phagophore assembly site; phosphatidylinositol 3-kinase complex, class III, type II; phosphatidylinositol 3-kinase complex, class III, type I. Bases 1 to 924 code for a protein of 307 amino acids. NCBI's taxonomy places the organism in Eukaryota, Parabasalia, Trichomonadida, Trichomonadidae. The record is from RefSeq and is a predicted model, not a curated record.
AUGAGUGAAACUUUAUUCUUUGUAUGCCCAUCAUGCCAUUCAUUAUCUGCCAUGGAUACUACGUUGACAGAUGAUGGCAUUGUGAACAAAUUGGGAUCAGUAAUUAACCUCUCUGAUCAAAGUCAAUCGAUGUUAAUGAAAGAACUUUAUGAACUUAACAAGCAAUCAGGAAAUGAAGAGCCAAGAAGACAUUUGAUAUGUGUUAAGUGCAUAGAUAAAUUCCUUGCUUACUUUAAAAAUACAAAUGAACUUUUCCAAAAAUUUGAUGUUCAAGGGAAAUCAUUAGAUAACAUCCAUUUUCUUAUACCAGAUCAAGAACCUCAAGAAGAGCCUAAAAAACCAAUCAGAAAAAUAAGCGAUUCCGAAAAUCAAAUUAUUCCGCAGACUUCUCCUAAAAAACAAGCAAAUCCAUCGCAACCAGAUCCAUCAAGAUGCUUCACAAUACACACUGUUUUCAGUAUUUCUUUUGAUGGACAAUACGGAACAAUAAAUUCCUGCAGAGUUGGUUCUCUGAAAUCAAUUCCCGUACCACUAGCAGAAAUACAAACAGGAUUACUAUUGAUCUGCAAGUAUCUCAAGAUAUUACUUCAGAAAUCAAUGAUUGAUUCGAGUGAUUUGAUUAUUGACUCAAAAAUUAUACUUAUUGUGAAUGGAAAACAGCAUGAAUUACUUUAUCCUGAGAAAAAAGCAAAUGUUCCUGAGUUUAAUAUUGCUCUUUCAAGAAUGAUGUUUUUAUUUGAACAAUUGUUUAGCGUUUUAUCUAAAAGAGCUAUAUCUCCACCACAUAGAAUUGAUUCCUCAAAAGAAACAAUCAAUUUGGUCAGUUACGCGCUAAAUCUUAAUGAUCCGUUUAAUUUCGUCCUUUCAAUGAAGAGACUCUUAGUCAAUUUGAAAUCUGUGCAAAUGCUCGAGACAUUUAUUUGA